GUAGGCUAGGUUAGGUUACUUUCAGAAAACUAUUUAAUAAUAUACGUACACUAUAGAGUCUAGUAGUCUUCCUGUAGUUGCGUUCAAUACUCGAUCCAAUAUUUAUAGAUCCGUGUUUUCAUAUUUUAUGUUUAUGCUUCAUUUGUAUUUUACUUUGCCGGUACUUUUUUAUCUGUCAUCUGUAGAAUGUAGAUUUGAUUGUUGUUUGUUUAUCUUGUUGAAUGAAAAUUUGUGAUUAUUCUUUCUUGCACUUUCUGGUGAUUAUCUUAGAAAUAGUCCUAUAACUACACUGAAGUUAACCGAAUAAAAAUGUCGCAAAAUUCUGAUAAACCGAUCUCUAGCCAGGAUGUUGUCGAUCCUACCGGUCCAGCGGCACGUAAAGGUGUGCUCAUAUCCUUUAGAACAGGCAAAUCCAUGGAGAUUCCUGAAAAAGACAUAUUAGGAAGAUGCAGAUUUGUUGGAGAGUUUGAGAAACUAAAUCGCAUUGGCGAAGGCACGUACGGAAUCGUGUAUAGAGCUAAGGACAAACUAAAUGGUAACAUAGUGGCAUUAAAGAAAGUAAGAAUGGAUGUUGAAAAGGAUGGCUUACCUUUGAGUGGUUUACGUGAAAUUCAGGUGUUGAUGGCAUGCCGCCAUGAAAACAUUGUUCAACUUAAGGAAGUUUUAGUUGGAAGAUCACUUGAAAGUAUUUUCUUAUCAAUGGAGUACUGUGAACAAGACUUAGCUUCAUUACUUGACAACAUGACAUCACCUUUCACCGAGUCACAAGUUAAAUGCUUGAUGCUACAAGUGUUGAAGGGUUUGAAAUAUCUGCACUCUAAUUUCAUUGUGCACAGAGAUCUAAAAGUCUCCAAUUUGCUGCUCACUGAUAAAGGAUGUGUGAAGAUAGCUGACUUUGGCUUAGCUCGUUGGCUAGGCGCUCCGGCUCGGUGCGCCACUCCACGCGUCGUCACUCUAUGGUACAGAGCGCCGGAGCUACUCUUACAAUCGCCGAAACAAACGCCGGCAUUGGACAUGUGGGCCGCUGGAUGUAUUCUCGGUGAAUUGUUGGCCAACAAACCCUUGCUUCCUGGCCGGACAGAGAUUGAACAGCUUGAACUCAUUGUUGAUCUGCUUGGUACACCAUCUGACGCGAUCUGGCCGGAAUUUAGUGCUCUGCCAGCAUUGCAGAACUUUACGUUAAAACAACAGCCAUACAACAACCUAAAACAGCGGUUCCCUUGGCUAUCUGCAGCGGGCUUGCGUCUACUGAAUUUCUUGUUCAUGUACGAUCCUAACAAGAGAGCUACCGCUGAAGAAUGCCUGCAGAGCUCAUAUUUCAAGGAACAACCCUUGCCUUGCGAUCCUAAACUUAUGCCGAGUUUCCCGCAACACAGAAACAUGAAGGGUCAACAAAAGACUACGACUUCGAACAAUCAGCUAAACAUUCCCCUUUCAAAUUUGAACACAGGAGCAAACGACCAGACAAACAACCUGCCAGCCAUAUCGGACUUACUAGGAUCUCUGGUUAAGAAGCGAAGGCUCGAAUAAAUGACAUAGAUGUAUGUGUCAAAAAAUAGGAUUUACGCGGUUGCAAUACUCGCUUUCGAGUGUCGAAACACUAAUGACAAAGCAAAACGUACCUAUAAACGUAAACGUAACUAUUAGAUUUAGAGUCGCAUAUUCUUCAUGCUGUGUGUAUUUUAUUUUAUCUAAGUGUGGCCAAGACCGCUGGCCAUUGAAGUCAGAAAGGAUUCUGAACUUUAUUUCGACGUUGACAAGUGUUCCAAUGCUGGAAACUUACAAAUUCUGUACCAUAGUUUUUAUUUAAGUGCAAUAUUCCGGCAACAGUUGGCUUUAGAAGUGAAGACGAAUUUGAGCUUCAAAACAACAUAAAUAAGUUUUACUUUGUCAAAGUGUUUUACUUUGUCGUGACAUGUUUCGAUACUCGAAAACGAUGGAAGGAUUGUGAGCGUAAAAAUUGCUAAGUAUACAAUUUCAUUUAGAAUUUUCUCUCUUGAGACUCUUAACAAUAGCGCGAGUUGUGUUUUUGUGUGUGCUGUCGGUGAUUGGGGAACAUCUUUAAAUUACGUCACAGCAAUUUAAUGACUUUUAAGCCCAAGGCAAUUGGAUUUUUUUCCAGUAAUAAUAGUAUCCUAGUACAAGAUUUGGUCGCUUCGCAAUAGUGUCAAAAUUCAAAAUUCAUUUAGUUAAAGUAAGCCUACUUUAUAAGCACUUUUGAAAUGUCAAGUACGUCUGUUUGACAUCACUCUACCACCGGUUUGAGUACAAGAAGUAGAUUCUACGGAGAAGAGCCGGCAAGAAACUCAGUAGUUGCUCUUUUCCAACAUCACUUACCAAUACAAUUUUUUCGAGUAUCAAGAUACUUGAACAUCAGAAUCAAAUGGAUUUUAUUAGAAUUGCACUAAAGCUCAAAUUUGCCUACGAGCGUGCAAAUCUCGCACUAAGCCUACUGCACUUAUGAAUAUACGAAAAUUAUUUAUAAAUCAAAACCUUAUUCAUUAAAUCACAACUACAAAUUUCAAUAUUUUAAAAAGUUUACAACAUGACAAUCACAUUUUGAUUGUUACCUAACGAUGUGCUAUCCCGUUGAUAUGCUCAAAGUUAAGAGCAGGAAUAGAGUUUAUGGAUUGAAGACUUUAUGACUCAUCUUCAUUCUUGUCAUGUUGAGCCCCUAACGUGUGUCGUAAUAUAUGGAUUUAGAGGCCAACCCACAUUGGGGCGGCAGACAUUUUUAUUUUCAACCAACGUAAAUUAAUACGAUUCUAUUGGAUGGUAACAAGAUACAGAUUCUAGAGAUCAAUCCGGGAAAUUCCCUGUGAUAAAAUCUUAAUCUCGUUACCAGUCGUUACGAAUCAAUUUAUGUUGGCUAAACAUAAAAUGCGGUGCUCUGCCCUCCGCGUUAUGAGUUGGUCAUAACUCACAGGUGUUGAUCGUAGGCCCACAAUUAAUUUUAAUUCAUCAUAAGAUUUAAAUAAAGAAAUAUACGAA
Pararge aegeria (speckled wood butterfly) is the source of this 2991-nucleotide messenger RNA. It is a transcript of the gene Cdc10, whose product is annotated as cyclin-dependent kinase 10. Gene Ontology annotation, molecular function: ATP binding; cyclin-dependent protein serine/threonine kinase activity. The transcript has 8 exons. The record is from RefSeq and is a predicted model, not a curated record. Gene Ontology annotation, biological process: protein phosphorylation; regulation of mitotic cell cycle. Bases 310 to 1530 code for a protein of 406 amino acids. Gene Ontology annotation, cellular component: nucleus. Lineage: Eukaryota; Metazoa; Arthropoda; Insecta; Lepidoptera; Nymphalidae.